UGGCGGCCGGGCUCAGCCAGCUUCUGUCGCUGCACGGGCAGCUGCGGCUCGGGGACGGACUGACAGAGCCAGGGCCGGAGCCGCUCGAAGCCGGGCUAGGGAGAGCGGGCCCCCACCAUGAGGCCCCAGCCCCGCAGGAGCCCCCGCGCUCCCCUCGCGCCCAGCGCUCCGCGCUAGCGCCCGGCCGCCCGCCGGGGUGUGGGGAGGCGCCAAGGCCAUGGCCAGCCACGUGGACCUGCUGACGGAGUUGCAGCUGUUGGAGAAGGUGCCCACGCUGGAGCGGCUGCGCGCCGCCCAGAAGCGCCGGGCCCAGCAGCUGAAGAAGUGGGCGCAGUACGAGCAGGACCUGCAGCACCGCAAGCGCAAGCACGAGCGGAAGCGCAGCGCGGGCGGCAGGCGGAAGAAGGUGUCCUUCGAGGCCAGUGUGGCCUUGCUGGAGGCCUCCCUGAGGAACGAUGCUGAGGAAGUGCGCUACUUCCUGAAGAAUAAGGUCAGCCCUGAUCUGUGCAACGAAGAUGGACUCACAGCCCUGCACCAGUGCUGCAUCGACAACUUUGAGGAAAUUGUUAAGCUGCUCCUUUCCCAUGGUGCCAACGUGAAUGCCAAGGACAACGAGCUGUGGACACCCCUGCAUGCCGCGGCCACCUGCGGCCACAUCAACCUGGUGAAAAUCCUCGUUCAGUAUGGGGCCGACUUACUCGCUGUCAACUCAGAUGGGAACAUGCCCUAUGACCUCUGUGAGGACGAACCCACCCUGGACGUCAUCGAGACGUGCAUGGCGUACCAGGGCAUCACCCAAGAGAAAAUCAACGAGAUGCGGGCGGCCCCUGAGCAGCAGAUGAUUGCGGACAUCCACUGUAUGAUCGCGGCAGGCCAGGACCUUGACUGGAUAGAUGCCCAGGGGGCCACACUGCUACACAUAGCUGGAGCCAAUGGAUACCUGCGGGCGGCCGAACUCCUCCUGGACCAUGGAGUGCGUGUGGACGUGAAGGACUGGGAUGGCUGGGAGCCCCUACACGCGGCCGCCUUCUGGGGACAGAUGCAGAUGGCAGAGCUAUUGGUGUCCCAUGGGGCCAGUCUCAGUGCGAGGACAUCCAUGGAUGAGAUGCCAAUAGACCUGUGUGAGGAGGAGGAGUUCAAAGUCCUGCUACUGGAGCUAAAACACAAGCACGAUGUGAUCAUGAAGUCACAGCUGAGACACAAAUCGUCCUUGAGCCGGAGGACAUCCAGUGCGGGGAGUCGCGGGAAGGUGGUGCGGCGAGCCAGCCUGUCAGACAGGACCAACCUGUACCGGAAGGAGUAUGAGGGCGAGGCCAUACUGUGGCAGCAGCGGAGUGCAGCCGAGGAGCAGCGGAACUCUGCCUACAACGGGGACAUCAGGGAGACCAGGACAGACCAAGAGAAUAAGGACCCAAACCCCCGGCUAGAGAAACCCGUGCUGCUCUCUGAAUUUUCUACCAAGAUCCCGCGAAGUGAAAUGGACGGGCCUGUGGAGAACGGCCUCCGGGCUCCAGUCAGCACCUACCAGUAUGCACUGUCCAACGGGGAUGUCUGGAAGGUGCAUGAGGUGCCUGACUACAACAUGGCCUAUGGCAGCCCCGCUGUGGCUGAUGCCCCGUCGCCCUGGGUUGGCUACAAGGAACAGAGUCCCCAGACCCUUCUGGAGCUGAAGCGGCAGCGGGCUGCAGCCAAGCUGCUCAGUCAUCCCUUCCUGAGCACUCACCUGGGCAGCAGCAUGGCCAGGUCGGGCGAGAGCAGCAGCGAAGGCAAGGCCCCCUUGAUCGGAGGCAGAACUUCACCCUACAGCAGCAAUGGAACCUCGGUAUAUUACACGGUCACCAGCGGAGAUCCCCCGCUCUUGAAGUUCAAGGCCCCCAUGGAGGAGAUGGAGGAGAAGGUCCAUGGCUGCUGUCGCAUCUCCUAGUCUCUGUGUGACAGAGGAGAGGGAUGCUUCAGGGCGGGGUCUCUGGAAUCCAGGCCCACCCCGCAGCCCUCGGCUGGGGAGACCUCAGAGGGCAGCCUGCGGGGAGGUGGGCUCGGCAUUCCAGAGGGGCAUUCCAGAGGAACGCCGAGCCCACCUCUUGCCCAGCAGCCCAUAGUGUCGCCACUUCCCACGGCUUUGCUUCCUGCUGCCUUGUCUGCCGUCAGAAACAAGGCCCAUCAUGGCUUCCUGACUCACCCUGCUGUCAGAUUUUGGGAGGGAGAGGGGCUGGGAUUUGAUUCCAGUUCUCUUGUCGGUUUAGGCUUCUCUGGACCAAGACUCGCAUAUCACAUAUUGGCGUGCAUGUGCACACACACACACACACACACACACACACACACACACACACAGAUGCUCAACCAUGUGUAGGAAUGACACAACUGGGCUUAUGGGAGGCAGGUGGGACUGAGAAUCUGUGGGCUCUUCCCAAGGGGAUUGAGGCUAAGACUCCGUUGCAUCACCACUGCCAACGUGGCGUUAGCGCGGCGGGGGGCGGAGGGGCCGUGAAGCUGAGACCCACAGUCCUGCCCAGGGUCACGCGAGGGCCUGGGCCACCAUCCACAUCUGGCAGGAGAGGAGGUCCACUCUUUGUUCAGAGGAAGCUCUGGACCCACAUAGGGUCAGCGAGAUGGGCAAUGGCCUGCUUCCCACAGCCUUGGCCAAGCCAGAGGCCAGCUGUGUGACUACCCAGAGACCGAGGUAGAAAACCAGGCUAUUCCAUGUCUAGAAUAAUCCAGAUCAUAUUUUAUUUUUGGAUGGAAGUUAGCAAAAAUUGGAGGCGGGGGGGAUAAAGUUAGUGUUUCUGAAAGUGCAUUUGAUAAAAUAAUUCUUUUAGGCUGUAGAACUGCCGGUGGGAGGUAAUAGAAUUUGCUUUCCUGCUUUCUUUCAUGGAUAGCAUCAUGAUCACCAGGUUUUACUGACUGGUGUUGGAAAAAUCAAGCUAAGUGAGGGUGAGGCGUGAGUUUGUGUUGUUAAUUUCUACAGCCGUCUCUGGUGACCGGACAGAGCCCAGCGCCCUGGCUAAUCCUUAGGAAUAUUCAGGUGGUUUCCAUCCAGCCUGUGUCAGCCAGACUUCCUCAGACUGAGCCAUCGGAGUGCAAAACUGCUGGGGGCCCCCACCCCUCUCAGGGUAAAUGCUCAGGACUCCCAGCCCAGCUUUUGCUUUUUCUGAAAUGCUCGGUGAGACAAGUUGGCCAGUCGGCCCUUGUGAGAUCCUGCCUGGCCCAGGGGUUCCCAGCCUGCUCCCGCAGGAGUGGUGACACCCCAGGGCUGUGAAUCCAAGGUUCCCAUGGCCAACACCCUGCACUGCAUUCAGGAGAGCAGUGACGGGGCUGGAGUUGGGCCUCACUGCAGCCCGGCAGUCUCAUAGCCCUGACCUCCCUGGUGCUGGGGAGGAAAGACCAAGUUGCCCGCCAUUUCUUGACUGCAUUUUCUCAAGAGCCCCUUUGAAAUUGCUGCCCACGAAUUGGGUAGUGUCCACAGGCUCAGCCAAAACCUACUGGUGUACUUAAUAAGCUGCAGGGUUGUUCCCUGCUCUGUGCGCCUUUUAUUUGUCCUAAAACUACCUCCUUAGAGCUCUGAAGGGGCCCCCUAGGUCCAGAUUCUGGGAUUUGGGGAACAAAUCUGGGUUCCCUUUAAUCUCCUUUCUGAGCCUAUGAGAACUUCUCCCCGAGGGGCACCUGGGCCAGGGAGCUGGGGCUGGAGGAGCCCCCUUGUGCCACAAUUCCAGUAAUGGGGUCUGCCACUUAUAAGCCCCAGUCUCCACUGAGGCUUCCAUAGCCCCAUCCUAGCCCAGAGAGGGAGCUGAUCCCAGGGGCCUGGCUGAUGCUUUCCCAGGAGCAGGGCAGCUGGACCAGAGAGCAGAGGGCUCAGCAGAGCCACCAUGCACCUGGUGGCUCCUGGGAGCAGGGAGGGUCACAGCAGCGGGCCAGCCCCACCCCGAGUCCAGGACAGAUCCAGCGUAGGGUGGAGGGGCAGCUCAGGAGACCGCAGGCAGGGAUGCGUGAUGCCUCCCAUGCCCCGGCCUCUGGGGAAAGCUCUCCAUCGUGUCAGCCCAUGGCUGGAGCAGGGCAGGAAUAAUCAGAACACACAAACCUUUGGUUUUAAAACAGUGUUCAGAUUCGCCUGACCCUGAACUUCUCUUGAACCAACUUAAGCUGCAAACAAAAGACUGCCAAGGGAAGCCCUAUGCUCUCAGGAGAGGGCUGUGCAAGUUUUUGGAUCUGUAGGCUCAGGGCCCAGAGACAGAGGCAUUUGUUGCCCACUCUGAGCCCUUCUGGCCACUCCCUCUUUCCCCUCACUUCCUGUUUCCUGGGCCAUUCAUCUCCCAGCCCGAAAGAAGGUCGGGAAUCCCCCACAGGAGCCAACCACAGACUCAUAGGCAUUUUAGCUCUUGUUUCCAGUCGGGGUAAGCCAUUCCUUGUUAGGGCUUUGAGUACCUGGGAACUCAGCCUUUGGGUCUCCUUGGUGUUGAGGGACAAGGUGGGGUCAGGGUCGUUCAUUUAUUCGCUCAUGUCAUUCAUUGACUAGCUGAGACAUCCCCAGCACUAGGUUAGGCUCUGGGGAUAAAGGAGGAGCAAGAUGAAGUCAGGAGACUCCGUUUUACAGUUUUGAUCCCUUGAGGAUGAGCAUCUGAUACCCUGAGGUAUCAGGAGCCCCACUGAAUUCACCUGAGACAGAGACUGCAUCCUGGUCUAGCCUCACCUUGGUUUCUAGUUCUAGAAUCUCUAGAGUAAGGAAACCUGUCAGCAGCGAAACUGCUGUCCUGGCCCUCCCUGGAUAACAUUUGCCACUAAAUGCAGAUGCUGAAUCUUGAGUUCCAUGGGGACAGCCUUCCAAGUCUGUCUGGAACUUUCAGGGAUAGCCGCCUUCAGGCCGGCGUCUUUGGGGCAUUGUAGAAGAGCAGUCUGAGGUCAGUUUGUAGAAGAACAAAGAGUCUGGAAUUUGCUAUCUCAGGUUCUGAAACUCAUUGUCUCUUGCUCAUUUUUGCUCCUUUGUUAUGGAGUCCUCCUGCCCUACCUGUGGAUAAUGGAAGGCGAGGAACUUCUCUAACAGUGAAGUCUUUCCUCAUGCACCUGCCUCUGCCCCUGGAAGGUGUGGAUCAAGGAGCUGGGAGAAAGCUAGCAAGAUAUACUAGAUGCUCACCUCACUCUGGGACCCAGAUCUAAUCCUGGCUGAUUAAAGGAGGCUACUAAGAACCACUGAAAAUUGUGGCUCCCAACAGAUAGUUCCUAGCUAGGAGCUCAGGGAAGUUGAAUAAACCCUAGGCCCAGGUCUACUGAAGAGUUCGGGACAUAAUUCUGCAUCCCGUAUGCUGCUGUGAUUGAACUGCUCCACACUGUUUAUCGGUGUCAGCAGGUGUCCCCUGUCCUACACCACCACAGUUUGCUGGCUUUGUCAUAAUGAGACCAUUUUGGCAACUGGUGUCAGAUACCUUUCGGUCUUGAGCGCUCUCUUCCACUUGCCUUCCCAGAGUAGGUUACCGGGGCACUUUCCAGAAGGGCAAUUUUUACAAGAUGCUCAGAGGAACUGUAUUGAACUCUUGCAACUGUGGCCUGGGGACAGCCUCCCGCAUCCCAGUGCACAUAAGAGCGAGGGGUCAUGCGGCCAGUGGGUUGACUCUGCAGAAGUGACCCCCCCCUUUGCCAUAAGCUGUAGACCUCUCCUUGACAGGAGUCUCUUGUUGGCCAGUUGGCCAGAGGGCCUGCUUCCCAUGGGCAUUGCAAGUGCCACAGCGCGGGGCCUGGCUCUGUGCACUGAGGAAAAGUCCGCAGACUCCCAGCCCUCCGCAAUAAUUCACCAGACCAGAAGCCACUGAUGUACAGAAAACACUUAUGAAAAAUGUAUUUUAUGUGAAAAAAAGUUAAAACUCUGUAUACUGUAUCAGCAGCUUUGUGUAAAAAUGGCAAUCAAGAGAGUCUAAUAUAUUUAAAACUUUUUUAAAAAAAAAAUCCUCGCGGAUCUUUGAUAUUGUAUUGAAGUAGCUUCCAGGUAGCUCCUUGCCAUGUGGCAGUGGUGGGCCUCGAUCCAAGACCGGGGCUCGACCACACCCCCAAGGGGCACGCCCCUGGGGUUGCUUCCAGCUGCCAAGGCCUGUGACAGAAUUCACUGUUGAGAGUUUUUAAUUAAGAUUAUUAAAUUCCUUUUAAUAACA
Messenger RNA from Suricata suricatta (meerkat), 6134 nucleotides. It is a transcript of the gene PPP1R16B, whose product is annotated as protein phosphatase 1 regulatory subunit 16B. Gene Ontology annotation, biological process: establishment of endothelial barrier; regulation of sprouting angiogenesis. The record is from RefSeq and is a predicted model, not a curated record. Gene Ontology annotation, cellular component: cytoplasm. Lineage: Eukaryota; Metazoa; Chordata; Mammalia; Carnivora; Herpestidae. The transcript has 11 exons. The coding region runs from base 218 to 1924 and encodes 568 amino acids. Gene Ontology annotation, molecular function: protein phosphatase regulator activity; protein binding; enzyme inhibitor activity.